CGUAAACACAUGCUGAAUCAGCUGACUGUUGAUCUCUGCUAUCAAGCCGUCUUGUAUCUCACCCCCAGAUUAUAAUUUCCAUAUGAAGGCUUGAGUGACACCAGCAUAGUGAUUAAAAAAUCCAAUCACUAUGUCUGUCAGUGAAACCAACCAGGGCUACGUUCCAAGAAUAUCUCAGCUGGACUCCAUUAUUCUGAACGAAGAGGCAUAUUCACUCAUAAAGAGUCAGUUAUUGGCAGCAGUUAAGUAUAUUGGUCAGAGCCCCCUCACCAGAUUCGAACCCGAGAUAGAUGCAGGACUCCAGUACAUCCUCCUGAUGUGUACUGUUCAGAAGGCAAGGAGUUCUAUUGGCCAGCAGCUACUGCAAAUCAAAUAUGAUGAUUUGGUUUCUAAUAGAAGACUCCGCAAUUACGUCCUCCUUCUGGUAUUUGGAAGAUGGUUGAAGCAAAGAGCCGGAAAUAUAGCUGCAGCAGUUCUUAGAGAUGAAAGUGCAAAACUGUUUGCUAGCCAGUGUAUUAACAUUUUAGAAAUAUUGUAUAUGGUGUCACAGUUAUUAAAUCUUUUAGUGUUUCUUAAAGAAGGAAUAUACCCAUCAGUUGUUGAAAGAAUGCUCAGAUUGAAACCAGUGUCAUCAAAUAUUAGAAACGUACGGAAAAUAUCGUAUGUGUAUUUCACAAGAGAAUUAUUGUGGCAUGGAUUUGCAGAACUCCUUUCUUUUGUUUUACCAUUAAUUAAUAUUCAGUAUUUUCACAAUGUAGUCAGGAAACUGUUACCAAGUGCUGUUGAUAAUGAUGAUUUAAAAGAACAGGAAGUCAGUUUUCACCAACACACUACAUGUGUAGUAUGUAAUUGCCCUCCUGUACUACCCCAUAGCUAUGGAUGUCAACACCUGGCUUGCUAUUAUUGUAUUCAUUCCAGUUAUGCAUUAGAUCCUACAUAUUCUUGCCCACUGUGUGGCCAUACUGUAGAAAGUAAAGUACAAAUUAUUCCUGUGUAUACUGUAAACGGUUGAAUUGUUAAUGUUGUCUUCCUGUAUUCUGUAACAACAUAUAUUUUAUAGAAGUUUAUAAUAUUACUUACCAUAAUAGAAAUACAUAAUCCUCUGAAAGCAAACAGAUAUAAUCCACAAAUGGAACAUAUAUUAAAUUUUUUCUGAAGA
This is a messenger RNA of Penaeus vannamei (Pacific white shrimp), 1159 nucleotides long. Its product is annotated as peroxisome biogenesis factor 2. The record is from RefSeq and is a predicted model, not a curated record. Gene Ontology annotation, biological process: protein import into peroxisome matrix. NCBI's taxonomy places the organism in Eukaryota, Metazoa, Arthropoda, Malacostraca, Decapoda, Penaeidae. Gene Ontology annotation, molecular function: zinc ion binding. Gene Ontology annotation, cellular component: peroxisomal membrane.